AUGGUGGCUAGUUUGACGGAAAAGGUCAGAGGGUUGUCAGUUGGAUUGCCCUGUGCACAUUCUCCCCUUCCAAUCGCCCUCUCAGCUUCGUUGAUUUCUUCGUUUGGUGGAUACCCUCAAAGAUCUGCUGUUGAUUUGUGCACUGGUUCCACCCCAUUUUUAGGUUGUAAUCGGGAUACAUGCGGAAGCUUGCAAAUUUUGAAGAUGAAUUUUUAUAAUCUUCAUCAGAGUGCCUUCUCAGCAUGUGAAGAGAUGAGAGACUCUCUUCCCAUUGCUGAUCAGAAUGGCCCUGUCUUUUGCCCUAAGCCACGCCGAGCUGGAGUUUUAAUGAACUUGCCUAUUCGACCAGUGAAAUGGCAUUUAGGCCAACAAGCUGAGGGGUCUGAUUCAAAAGCUGGGGCAGAACUACUUGACAUUGUUCUAAAGAGGGAGAGUUAUGGGGAAGAUUUUUCCAAUCAGAUACCUUCCUCUCCUCCAUAUUUUUGUGGUUCUCCUCCUGUUCGGGCUGCGAAUCCCUUGAUCCAAGAUGCUCGAUUUGGGGAUAAAGAGAACGCUCUUGUAUCAACAAUUUCAUCGCCUUCUAGUUUACUGUCUCCAUCUUCAGCAUCUCGCAAAGGAGGAUGUGCUAGGAUGAAGUUUGGACUUAAACAGGCCGCAGUUAGAGUAGAAGGAUUUGAUUGCCUAAGCAGGGAUCACCAGAAUUCUGGCAUCCCUGCUGUCGCCUAA
This is a messenger RNA of Sphenostylis stenocarpa, 726 nucleotides long. Lineage: Eukaryota; Viridiplantae; Streptophyta; Magnoliopsida; Fabales; Fabaceae. The record is from the annotation of a GenBank genome assembly.